AUGGUCAUUGGUCACUGGAGCCCAGCUGCCAUUUGUAUUUGCAGUGAGAGAUGGAGCUAUCAUCAAGCAUACAACACAAUUGCUCCUUCUGGUGAACCAGCCAAUCAAAUGGCUCUUUUAACCUCUGUACCAAUCCCGGCUCCUCUGUCCGUAACAACGACUCUUCAGGCACAGAUGCCCCCCCCCAUUUCCUUGUUUACUGGCAUGCCUCCUCCUGCUUCUGGAAGCGCCCUUGCCAACCGUGAGAGUAGCCGACUGCGGAACCUCCCCCAAAACCAACCAUCUGGCACUUCAGUCACCCAUUUUUGGGUACCUAUGAGGUUAUCCAAUUCUUUGAAUUAG
Laccaria bicolor S238N-H82 is the source of this 342-nucleotide messenger RNA. RefSeq lists its product as uncharacterized. The record is from RefSeq and is a predicted model, not a curated record. Bases 1 to 342 code for a protein of 113 amino acids. The transcript is spliced from 3 exons. NCBI's taxonomy places the organism in Eukaryota, Fungi, Basidiomycota, Agaricomycetes, Agaricales, Hydnangiaceae.